UAUAUAUAUAUGUAAACACACAAUCCACAGCCCCAUUUAUUGCGAACGUGAUUGGAUUCUUGGAUUCCGUUUCAUGGAUCAUAGUUUUCGACAGUAACGAAUAUAUUCUCACCUGGAAUACUUGAUAAACAUUCAAUAGAUCUUCUCAAGCCUUCGACCGGCUUCAAGGAAAUAACAACGACUAUAGCAGAGAUAUGAUUGGUGCAGCAGGUAGCCGACAUGUUACCCAACGGAGGAGGGCGUCGCUGGCGUUUCCUCACCCGACACCACACCAGUCGGUAUUCAACAAUUUACAAGAAGAUGGCGAGGAGAUCCGCUUGCCGACCGUGCCAAGGCGCAGGGUGGUGGACACCUCGGAUUUACGCACAUGCGCCAUACUGCAGACCCGCCUAAAGAAUGUGAAGCAUUACCCUGAGAUGAAUACCUUCUCAGCGGACAGUGGCAACAGAGACGACUCUGAGUACACACAUGAUGGAUCUCUGAGGUUCGUGGCCAAAAAGGCGGCCACCAUCAGUCUUCCAGGCAUGGGGUCUUCUACCAAUCGGUCGCUGUUCAUCUUCAGCGAGGAGAACUUCAUCCGCAAGUAUGCAAAGAUCAUCAUUGAAUGGGGGCCAUUUGAAUACAUGGUCUUAUUGACUAUCAUUGCGAAUUGUAUCGUGUUGGCUCUGGAAGAACAUCUUCCCAAUAAUGACAAAACGCCUCUAGCAGUCCAGCUGGAGGCCACAGAGUUCUAUUUCCUUGGAAUAUUUUGUGUAGAAGCAUUAUUGAAAAUUGUUGCUUUAGGAUUUGUCUUACAUAAAGGGUCGUAUUUACGCAACGUCUGGAACAUCAUGGAUUUUGUAGUAGUUGUCACAGGAUUUAUUUCAAUAUUUCCUACGAGUAAUUCGUUUGAUUUGCGGACAUUACGGGCAGUCAGAGUACUGCGGCCAUUAAAAUUAGUUUCUGGAAUUCCAAGUUUACAAGUAGUAUUAAAAUCAAUUAUACGGGCAAUGGCACCAUUGUUGCAAGUUUGCCUGUUGGUACUCUUUGCUAUAAUAAUAUUUGCCAUCAUUGGUUUAGAAUUUUAUACUGGUGCUUUCCACAAAGCCUGUUUUAUAAAACCAGAUGACGAUAGUGAAGAUAAUAUAGAAUAUGGUGAUGAAGAAACUAUCCGGCCUUGCGCAGAUGAGGGUAAUGGCUAUCACUGUCGAGCAAAUAUUGCUAAAUGUCGAUUCAAUUGGGAUGGCCCAAAUUAUGGAAUUACUAGUUUCGACAACAUGGGUUUCGCGAUGUUGACGGUGUUCCAGUGUGUAACUAUGGAAGGAUGGACCCAAGUAUUAUAUUAUACAAAUGAUGCUUUUGGAGACUCUUACAACUGGAUAUAUUUCAUACCUCUUAUUAUAUUGGGCUCAUUUUUUAUGCUCAACUUAGUUCUUGGCGUCCUUAGUGGAGAAUUUGCUAAAGAGAGAGAGAGAGUGGAAAACCGAAGAGCGUUUUUAAAAUUGCGUCGGCAACAACAAAUAGAGCGAGAAUUAAAUGGCUAUUUAGAGUGGAUAUGUAAAGCAGAGGAGGUAAUCUUAGAUGAGGAAAGAAAAAAAGAUGAUGGAACCAUCAGUGAUGAAGACAAACUGAGAAUACUUGAAGGGGCACUCGGAAUUAAUGCACGGAGGUUAGCUGCCCAAAAAGUGAAGAAAAUUAAAGAAGAAAAAGAAUUAAAUAUUGGAGAUGAAGAUAAUGAUGAUGACCUUUUAUCAGGAGAUUCGUUUGGUAGAGGUUUAAAAAACAGAAAAGCCCACGGAAAGUGUGCUGGCUUUUGGAGAGCAGAAAAACAUCUUAGGUUUACAAUACGUAAAAGUGUGAAAUCCCAAGCAUUUUAUUGGUUUGUGAUUAUCCUUGUAUUGCUGAAUACUCUGUGUGUAGCCUCAGAACAUUAUGGCCAAGCAGAGUGGCAUACAGAAUUUCUUUAUGUUAUGGAGUUUGUUUUUUUAGCCCUGUUUAUGUCUGAGAUGCUCAUAAAAAUGUAUGGUUUGGGAGUGCGACUUUAUUUUCAAUCAUCAUUCAACAUAUUCGAUUGUCUUGUUAUUCUUUGUAGUAUUUUUGAAGUGGUCUGGUCAGCAUUUAAAGAUGGCUCAUCAUUCGGCAUCAGCACACUCCGUGCCCUUAGGCUGCUUCGAACAUUUAAAGUUACAAGAUAUUGGUCAUCACUACGGAACUUAGUCGUCUCAUUACUGAGCAGUAUGCGUUCCAUUGUCAGUCUGCUGUUUCUUCUUUUCUUAUUUAUCCUCAUCUUUGCCUUACUUGGAAUGCAAUUAUUCGGUGGAAUGAUGAAUUUUGAAGAAGGGAGGCCCGCCAGUCAUUUCGAUACAUUUCCCAUCGCGCUACUAACUGUAUUUCAAAUUUUAACUGGUGAAGACUGGAAUGAAGUCAUGUACAGUGGAAUACGGGCCAGAGGAGGAAUAAGUGGUGGCGGCAUGUUAUAUUGCUCAUAUUUCAUUAUAUUGGUGCUCUUUGGAAACUACACACUGCUGAACGUGUUCUUGGCCAUUGCUGUUGAUAAUUUGGCCAACGCUCAAGAGCUAACUGCUGCAGAGGAGGAGCAAGAAGGAGUACGGCAAGAGCAAGAAGCAGCUGAAAAGAAAAAACUUGAAGAGGAAGCUGCUGAAAAGGAAAAACUUGCAAGAAUGGAAGAAAUUGAAAAAGAUCUUUGCCCAGACCAGUAUGGACUAACUCCGCCACAAGUGAACAUUUGUCCUCCUUCACCACAGAACAAUGAAGAUUUAAAAACAGGCAAUUUCCCUUAUAUUUCUUUCAGUCAUACUUCCCGUUUGGACUCAAAUCUUAACCAGAACAACUUAAAAGGCGAGCGAAAUAAAAUUGACAUGGACUCAAAUUUGAAAAAGGAACGCUCCCCACUUGAUAAUGUCAGUUUAAAUGAAUCAAAUGCAAACAGAAUCAAUACUCAACCAGGCAGCACUUCUAGUCUGAAUAUCCAACCCCAAGACGGAAAUUCAGAAGAACCUGCAUUUGGUGGCCCAAAACCUAUGUUGCCUUAUAGUUCUAUGUUUAUUUUCGGUCCGACCAAUCCUGUCCGCCGCUUUUGUCAUUUUGUGGUCAACCUACGUUAUUUUGACUUAUUCAUCAUGAUCGUUAUUUGUGCCAGUAGUAUCGCUCUGGCUGCAGAAGACCCUGUCAACGACGAGUCUGUAAACAACCAAAUAUUAAAUUAUUUUGAUUAUGUUUUUACUGGAGUUUUUACUAUAGAAAUGUUACUAAAGAUUGUAGAUCUUGGUAUAAUACUUCAUCCUGGCGCUUAUUGUCGGGAUGCAUGGAACAUUCUGGAUGCAACGGUUGUCAUAUGUGCUUUGGUAGCUUUUGCAUUCAGCGACAGCGCAGGAGGAAACCUUAAUACUAUCAAAUCAUUACGUGUUUUACGUGUACUUCGUCCCUUAAAAACCAUUAACAGAAUUCCAAAAUUAAAAGCUGUGUUUGAUUGUGUGGUGAACUCAUUAAAGAAUGUAUCCAACAUUCUUAUUGUAUAUCUUUUAUUUCAAUUCAUUUUUGCUGUAAUGGCUGUGCAAUUAUUCAAAGGAAAGUUUUUUUACUGUACAGACAUGUCAAAAUCCACACGAGAAGAAUGUCAGGGUCAAUAUUUUGAUUAUGAAGAUAAGUCAGAUAAACCGCGCGUUAAGAACCGGGAAUGGCUCCGGCAAGAUUUCCAUUACGACAAUGCUAUGUAUGCAAUGCUGACAUUGUUUACUGUCACAACAGGAGAAGGUUGGCCAACAGUUUUGAAGAAUUCCAUGGACUCCACAAACGAUGAUAUGGGACCAAAACCUGGCUCCCGAAUGGAAAUGGCAAUAUACUACGUUGUGUUUUUCAUUGUCUUUCCAUUUUUCUUUGUUAACAUCUUUGUGGCCUUAAUUAUCAUAACGUUUCAAGAGCAAGGAGAAAACGAAUUAGUAGAUCAAGAUUUAGAUAAAAACCAGAAACAGUGUAUAGAAUUUGCCAUUGAAGCACGGCCAUCAUGUCGAUAUAUGCCCAAAAAUAAAAAUUCCUUAAAAUACAAAAUAUGGAAGGUUGUUGUGUCACCUAAGUUCGAAUAUGUCGUCAUGAUACUGAUUGCUUUAAAUACAGUCGUCCUCAUGAUGAAGUUCUAUGUCAACCCUUAUCCUGAACCGAACCCACAGGCCAAAAUCUUCCUGAACGUUCAAAAAUACAUAAACAUUGCCUUCACUAUUCUUUUCACCAUUGAGUGUGUUCUGAAGUUACUUGGAUUUGGACUCAAGAACUAUUUCCGUGAUCGAUGGAAUCUAUUCGACUUUAUCAUCGUGAUUGGAAGUAUUAUAGAUGUAGUUACAACAAAUGUAUUAUCUAGUGCGUCUUCCUUUCGAACAGGAAGUUUCAGGUUAUUUAGAGCGGCACGACUUAUCAAGCUACUACGUCAAGGUUAUACCAUCAGAUUACUAUUAUGGACGUUCUUACAAUCCUUUAAAGCCUUGCCGUACGUGUGCCUUCUGAUUGCAAUGCUCUUUUUUAUUUAUGCCAUUAUUGGAAUGCAAGUAUUUGGGAAUAUUCGACUUGAUUCAAAGACGUCCAUUAAUAGGCAUAACAAUUUUAGGUCAUUUUCUCAAGCUGUUUUACUACUGUUUAGAUGUGCCACAGGUGAAAGUUGGCAGCAAAUUAUGUUGUCUUGUCUCUCAGGCCGGCCAUGUGAUCCUGAGUCCAAAAUGUCAGAUAAUUCGUGUGGAUUGGAUAUCGCUUAUGGUUAUUUUGUAACUUUUAUAUUUUUCUGUUCAUUUCUUAUGCUUAAUCUUUUCGUUGCCGUAAUUAUGGACAACUUUGACUAUCUAACAAGAGAUAGUUCAAUUCUUGGUCCACAUCAUUUAGACGAAUAUAACAGAGUUUGGGCUGAAUAUGACCCUGUUGCAACAGGGAGAAUACAUUACACUGACAUGUACGAAAUGUUGAAGAGAAUGGAGCCACCUGUAGGUUUUGGGAAAAAUUGCCCCUACAGAUUGGCCUAUAGAAAAUUGAUACGAAUGAAUAUGCCAGUAAAUGAAGAUGGAACUGUACACUUUUCAACAACCCUUUUUGCUUUAGUGCGAGAGUCCUUGUCAAUAAAAAUAAGUUCAGCUGAUGAAAUGGAUAGGAAAGAUGAAGAAAUGCGAGAAGUCAUCAAACGGGUGUGGCCUGUACAUGGGAAAAAAAUUGUAGAUCUUCUUGUUCCUCCAAACCAUGAAUUAAACGAUCGGAAAUUGACAGUUGGAAAAAUCUACACUGGACUUUUAGUAGCUGAAAACUGGCGAGCUUACAAAGCUAGUCAAAACCAGAAUAAUAGUUUAAAAAUGGAGAAAAAAGAAGAGUUGUUCUGGGAGGAUGAUAUUAAGGAAUAUCGUGAUGACGAUGAUUAUAAAGAAUAUCACGAUGACGAAGAGUAUCACGAGGAUUAUAAAGAUUAUCAGGAGUAUCAAGAGGAUUAUAAAGAUUAUGAUGAGGACUAUAAUCAGCUGCAAUAUUCAGACUCUGAGGAGCGUCCACCGUCAUUCUUCCAGCGGAUAAUUGGUGUCAUGAGGACCCCAUCUGCUCGUUCAAGCCAGAGUAUUGAUUCAGAACAUUCUGACAAUGAAACAGAAGGAGGUCACAACGUCGAUAGGAACCAUGAUAAGACAACUUGGCAGCGCUCAUUCAGUUUCCUUCGCCGUGGCAGUAGUCGACGUAAGAAAGAUAACUCUGUACAAAAAAGUGAAACUGCCAGUUUACAGAAUCAAGCAAAUUACAACCCAAACCAACAAAGAGGUGGCUAUGUUAACCGUUCUUUCUCUGGUGUUGAUGAGACUCAGUUGUAUGAAAAUCCAAAGUACAAGAGCAUUGAAAUGAAGGAUGUUGGACGACGAACCUCAAUUGGAAGUGAGGCCAGUGUUGAUAACGCCCUUCUCUCCAUAGCAGCAAAUCAAAUCACAGCUUCCAUGACUAAACUCAACAAAGAUGAACCCUCUGAGAAGCAGGACUUUUCAUGGGGACUGAGGCCCGAACACGCAGCCCAUAUUCCUGCUCCUAGACCUGGAACGGGUUCUAGUAAAGGGUUACUUUUUACACAUACAGCAGUGCCUCUUUCACCGGUAUCACCUCGUUCUCCAUUGCCUCCUCAGAGUCCUCUUGGUUCCCCAAUGGCAUCGCCGAGUAUGCAUCGACGUUCUGUGUCUCCACGUAGAGGAUUAGACGUGGGGUUCGCAUCUGCUGUUUCAAAUAUAGUUGAUCAAGCACAUUCUAUAGCAGAACAUGAAAGACACAGGAAACACAGAGGAGGUUAUUUUUAUGAAGAUUAUUAUUAUGAUGAUGGAAAACACGAUGACAGCCUUAGUGUUCCUACUUCUCCUCAAAUGCGUGGAAGAAGUCGUGGUCGUCACAGACCCCCACUACAGCAGCAGGGGCAGAUACUUGGUUCACCUCUUCCAAGUCCAACAGCUCGGAGAAAAGAGCCAACAUUCUACAGAUCUACAUCCUUAGAAAACCGUUCUAGAAGCCCUUCCCCAAAUCUCACUCCAACACCCAUGCUACAUCAACAUGAAUAUUAUGGAUCUGCAAACUUAACGGACCGAUCAAGAAGUCCAAGCCCUGGUCCCACAGUGACACAGCCAAGAAAAGCUACUCGUAAACUACCAGCAGUUCCCAGCAAGCCUUCAACUUUAAACCUUGCUCAAACUCGACCCCGUGACAAUAUGCCUCGGGUUAUGCCAUCACCAACUGUCCCACAGCCAUCAAAGAGCCCUGGUAGCAUAAACUUCCCUAGACUAAAUGCAUCACCUACUCACAUUCCAAGAAUAGGACCUACAGUUGGACAGGCCCCUCCUUUAGGACGACUUGGUCGACCAGAGCCCUAUAGUCCAACAGAAAGGAAUAGUUUAAGUAAAUUAAGUCCUGAAAGAAGUAGAACUUUACCUGCUACUCAAAGGACUAGCAACAGGGAUUUUAGUAGAGCAGUAGACCCUUAUGUUUCACACAGAAGUAGAACGUUUGAUCCACGCAUAAAUAACAGAGGACGCUAUUUUGAAGAUCCAUCUCUAAGUGUUCACAUGUCAGAUCGACGUACCGAAACUUUACCAAAUGGAUUCAAACCAAAGAAGCGUAAACCAGAAAAUUUGGACAUGUGUGGAGAUGGCACAGGUGGCCCUGUUCGUCACGAUUCAGAUGAAGACGAUGACUGGUGUUAAGGUAACCAGAUGUUUAGGAAUUUAUUGUAUUUUUGUAUUCUGCUGCACAGUUCACCUGUGGUUUCACACGACCACAGACACUGGAUUUCAGAACUGUUGUUAUUGGAUUUGUAACUUGUCAUUGGCAGUGACCAGGAAUAAUUACUGGACAGUUAUUUGCCAAGUGCUAUGAGUUUAGAAAUCUAAUUCUUGUUGAAAGUGUGUCCCUAUGUUGGAUUCUAGCUGGUAGUACCUGGGUAUCUAAAUUGUUGGCCACAGUGUCAAUCAUUGAUAAAAUUUGCAUGUGCUAGACCUGUGAAUGAAACCAGAAAAAAAAAAAGAAAAGCUUUAAUUCAAAAUUGCAUUAAAGAGCUGGUUGUCUCCAAAGGAGACAGGUGAUAAUGUAACUUGUUAUGGGGAAGAAUGUUGUGACACAUUUAAUGUGUCUUAUAAAGAUAAAAAUGUUUUUACAUGAUCCUUAAAAAUGGUUAAAUUGAUACGUCAUCAAUAAGUUCAUGUCCAAAAAUGAUCGCUCUUUAACAAUAACAACAACAACAAAAUUGUUUUUGUUUUUUUUUAACUUUUUUUUCUUCUUCCAUCUGCCAUUUUUGACUAAAUAUGUCCUCCCAACUCUAAAUUUUAAGCUUAGUUGUCAAUUAAAUCCAGUUGUGUUCUGCUAUUUCUGCUU
Molecule: messenger RNA, 7857 nt
Organism: Octopus sinensis (East Asian common octopus)
Lineage: Eukaryota; Metazoa; Mollusca; Cephalopoda; Octopoda; Octopodidae
Product: voltage-dependent calcium channel type A subunit alpha-1
Exons: 56
Coding region: 195-7190 (2331 amino acids)
Biological process (GO): chemical synaptic transmission; calcium ion import across plasma membrane
Cellular component (GO): voltage-gated calcium channel complex; membrane
Molecular function (GO): high voltage-gated calcium channel activity
Source: RefSeq, a predicted model, not a curated record